AUGCAAGCACUGGACUGUGCCUUCCUUCAAUAUGCCAUCCUCUGCCUUGCAGCGUCCAAUCUCUCAACGCUCGACGCAUGCUUGACGCGGCGCAAUGUGGUUGGCGACACGAGAAGGUCAACUGCCAGCCCAAGGCCGAAUACCCUGCACAACUAUCAUGCGCGGCAGUAUUGUGAGCUUGCCGCGACGCAGGAGCAGAGCCUCGAGCCCCAAGAUCCGUCCCUCAUUCUCAUUGGCAAGAUCCUCCUUGCCUACUACCAGCACGCGUCAACGGACCACUUUCGUUUCCGGCUCGCGGUACUCGAGACAGCCGAGUUCGUACGGAGACGCCGACACGACAUCACGAGGUCGCAUACUGGCGAUAUUGCAUUGCAGCUGUGGUAUCGUCUACGUAUCUCACACCGCCCGUCAGAGUCCUUGGAGCUAGUGGCUGGUUACAACGAGUCCGACUCAGGCGCGGAACACUUUGCUUCGACUUCGGAAGACGAGGACAUAUAUUUGCAUUGCAUUGUGGGACUGUCUCCGGACGACUUGCUGCAUGAUAUCAUGCUCAAAACCAUGGAACUCAGGAGAAGAAUGGUAGUCUACCAUUGCACGACCGCCGUGCAGAACGUUUCGGAGAGCUUGCCAGCUCCAGGCUCUCGGGCUCAAAGGCUGGUGAAUAGUUCGGUGCAGAGGCCGCAUGCACUGGCAGGAAUCGACGGCCCUGAGCUCAGUUCGAUCGCACCCAGUCACUUGCUCGCGUUACUUGACAUCCAGAGAAGGCGACUUGAGGUCUGGAGAAGUAGGGUGGCCGCAGAGGAAGCAGGUUCUGGGAGGCAUGCGAAUGCAGGGGGCAUCAUGUCGCCAGAUCCAAGCGUGGAGAAGCUCGUGAAUCACCGACGCUUGAUGAACCACCUGUACUACCUCCUGUGCAAGCUCAUCUUCGAGAACGCGACCGCUUUGCAAGGGGCAGUGGUCGACCAGAACCUCAACGGCGCCAUUCUACGCGGGGUUGUCGACACGAUCGACGGCAUCGACCCGACGAUAUCCAAUGUGGUGGAUGUGUAUGGGUACAGUCUCUCCGAGAUUCUGUUGCAGCUCUCAUACAACAUGCCAUCGACGACAUACUUCAACUACAUCCUAGACGUUGUCUGGCCCCGCCUGGAAGUAUGCGGGCGUGGCUAUGAGAAUUCUCACCUACCGACUCACCUCGCCAAGAGGAUAGUUGCUCUGAUGGCGGAGGAAUGGCACUGUUCUCGAAGGAUCCUACUGGUGGUGCUGGCGAUAUCGGAGAACACCCCCAAAACAAUACUAUACGACAUUCAUCAUGCUUUUGAUGUCCUGCUGUAUGGCUAUGACCAGCAUCAAGGAGACUUCUUCGUUAACAAGGUGUCACUAUCUUGA
Molecule: messenger RNA, 1386 nt
Organism: Cladophialophora carrionii CBS 160.54
Lineage: Eukaryota; Fungi; Ascomycota; Eurotiomycetes; Chaetothyriales; Herpotrichiellaceae
Exons: 1
Coding region: 1-1386 (461 amino acids)
Source: RefSeq, a predicted model, not a curated record